AUACACAAAAGAAACUGCUAUAAGUCAUAAACAACUCCUUCUGAGAUCAGUUAUCAUCAUCACUAAGCACAAUAUUCCUCACUUUAUCUCUCUUUCUCAGAUUCUCUUCAUCAAUCAGAUUUCAGCAAUUUGAGUCGCACAUCCUUCAAAAAUGUUCGUGAAGAAGCUCGUCGAGAAGGCUUCCAUAAAGAAUCCUUCAUCAGAUGGGUUGAAAGCUAGUGAUAUAGAUCCACGCCUUGUAUUUCAUCAAGGGGUACCAUCGGAUGGUGCCAAGUUCGCCUAUGACACCACCCAGAAGAUACUGGCUCUUUCUACAAGGGAUGGCCGGAUCAAACUGUAUGGAAAAGAUAAUGCACAAGCCCUGCUUGAAUCUAGUGAGCCCCUGCCUAGCAAGUUUUUACAGUUCAUCCAGAACCAAGGCAUCCUUUUAAAUGUUACUUCCAAUAACCAAAUUGAGGUUUGGGAUAUAAACAAGAAAUUGUUGUGUGACAUGUACAUUCCUAAAGAUGAAAUCACUUGCAUUGCAGUCAUUCAACAUAGCCUCUACCUGUAUAUUGGACAUUCUAAUGGUAGCAUUUCAGUUUUGAAGCUCGACCAAGAACCAUGGCGUAUGGUUCAAAUGAAAUACACCAUACCCCUUUCCGCUUCCUAUGGAGAUUCUGAUGUGUCUGAUGACACUAUUGUGACACAAAUACUACCUCAACCAGCAGCUGAAAGUAAGAGGGUUCUCGUAAUAUUUAGAAAUGGCCAAAUAAUACUAUGGGAUAUUCAGGAAAGCAGAACUAUUUUCAGAACUGGUGGAAAUAAGUGGCAACCACAACACAAUGAAAUAAAGAAAGUGACUUCUGCAUGUUGGGCAUGUCCUUUUGGAAGUAAAGUAGUUGUUGGGUACAACAAUGGAGAGAUCUUCAUUUGGAGCAUUCCUUCUCUAAAUACAGGAAAUGGUUCUAUUUCUGAUAGUAAUAGUCAAAACACUCCUUUGCUGAAACUCAACUUAGGAUUUAAGGCAGACAAAAUUUCCAUAAGAUCACUGAAAUGGGUUUAUGCCGGAGGAAAGGCUAGUAGACUAUAUGUCAUGGGAGCUUCUGACUAUGCAAGUUCAAAGUUGUUGCAGGUUGUGUUGCUGAAUGAGCAUACAGAAUCUCGCACAAUUAAGUUGGGACUUCAUUUAUCUGAAUCUUGUAUUGACAUGGAGAUCAUAUCACCUUCAGCUUCAGCAGACCAAAGCAAGCAAAAACAGGAUCUUUUCCUUAUUCUUGGGAAGUCAGGCCAUUUACAUCUAUACGAUGAUAGCUUGAUUGAAAGGUAUCUGCUACAAUGCCAAUCUAAGUCUGCACCUUCAUUUCCGAAAGAAGUGAUUGUGAAGAUACCACUGGCAGAUUCGAGCAUCACAACGUCAAAAUUCAUCACCAACAAUCCCAAUAUGUUGCUGAACUCUGAAGAUGAGUAUUACAUGCAGCUGGUUAAAAAUCAUCCACUUUUUGCUCCUGUUGAAACAAAUCAAAAGGAUGGGAUGAGCAAAUUUACUGGAUUUUCAAAAGUUCAAAACUUGUACAUAACUGGACACAACAAUGGAGCCAUAAACUUCUGGGAUGCUUCAUGCCCCUUUUUCACCCCAAUUUUGCAACUAAAACAACAGAGCGAAAAUGACUUUUCAUUAAGUGGCAUACCCUUGACGGCAUUAUACUUUGAUAGCAACUCUCCUCUUCUUGUUUCUGGCGAUCAAAGUGGAACUGUUCGCAUCUUUAGAUUCAAACCUGAACCAUACGCCACAAACAGCUUCAUGUCUCUUACAGGAGGAACAAAGAAAGGGACGGAUCAUAUAAUUCAAAGUGUGAAGCUUGUAAAGGUUAACAGUGCCAUACUUUCUAUGAACAUAGAUCAUAGCUCAAUGCAUCUUGCAGUUGGUUCAGAUAAAGGAUAUGUUUCAGUUUUUAACCUGGAUGGCCCAACUUUGUUAUAUUCAAAACAUAUUGCAAGUGAAAUUUCGUCCGGCAUCAUCUCUCUGCAGUCCCUAACCUGCAGUUUGAAUGGGUUUGACAAAAACAUUUUAGCAGUUGUAACCAAAGAUUCAUCAGUUCUCGCACUUGAUAAUGAAACUGGUAACCCAUUGAGCACAGGAACUGUUCAUCCUAAGAAGCCCGCUAAAGCUCUAUUUAUGCAGGUGUUAGGUGGACAAGCUGAACCUAUCGCGAAAAAUGGAGUAGACUUGAGUGAAGGGAAUCAUAUUGAGGAUGCAACAACAAAGCAAUUGUACAUUCUGCUUUGUUCAGAGAAAGCUUUAUAUGUCUAUUCAUUAACACAUGCUGUUCAGGGGGUGAAAAAGGUCCUUUACAAGAAGAAGUUUAAUUCCUCUUCCUGUUGCUGGGCAUCAACGUUUUACAGCCCCUCUGAUAUUGGCCUUUUACUCCUUUUCACUAGCGGAAAAAUAGAAUUAAGGUCUUUGCCAGACUUAUCCCUUGUUGUAGACACUUCAAUUAGAGGUUUCACUUAUUCACCUCCAAAAUCGAAGUUGUCUUCUGACAGCCAAAUAUGUUGUUCAUCCAGAGGAGAUCUUGUUUUGGUGAAUGGUGACCAAGAAAUUUCCGUUGUCUCACUGCUGGUCCAAAGGAAUAUUUUCAGGAUUUUGGAUUCUGUUAGCUGCAUCUAUAGUAAAGAAAUGAUGCUGUCACAAGAAGAGCUUGUCCCUGGCCCAGUCAUCCAUAAGGAAAAGAAAAAGGGUAUAUUCAGCUCUGUUAUCAAAGAUUUUACUGGCAGUAAAGAAAAGCAGGUGCCCCUCAUAGAAACAGAAGACUCUAAAGAAAGUAUCCAAGAACUCGGUGUGAUCUUUUCAAAUGAAAAUUUUCCUAGUGAUGCUGAUAAUAAUGAUAACCAGACUGUUGAUAAAGAUGAGCUUGAACUGAACAUAGAUGACAUUGACAUCGCCGAUUAUGAGGAAAAACCUAAAGAACAAAGGAUAUUGGGUGGUCUCAACAAGAAGAAACUGGCUGGAAAAUUUCAGGCUCUAAAAGGAAAAUUUAAAGAGAUGAAGGGAAACAUCCAGAAAACAGCAGGUAAGGAGGAGCCGCAAGAUGAACAAGCAGGUUCAGUCGAUGAAAUUAAGAAGAAAUAUGGUUUUUCGUCUUCCUCCAAUGAAACAAGUGCUGCUAAAUUGGCAGAAAGCAAGCUGCAGGAGAACUUGCAAAAAUUACAGGGUAUCAACCUUCGAACAACAGAAAUGCAAGAUAAAGCAAAAUCAUUUUCAUCAUUGGCAAACCAAGUGCUCCGAACAGCUGAACAUCAACAAGAUAGACGAAGUUCAUAACAUAGAUAGGUUGUAAAGUGUUUUUCAUUUUUUUGUAAGAAGUGCAAUUUUUUUAAUAUUUUGUAUUUAAGGUUAUUCUGUAUUUUACAUUUUAUUAUACACAGAUGUUACCCAUUGUUUUAGUUUGGGAUUGAUAUUGAGAGCUCUUAUCUUAUGUUGGAUCAAGUAUUACAGGAUAUUUCCAAUCUUACUAUUGUUUCUCCUCGUCACAGAAAAA
Molecule: messenger RNA, 3521 nt
Organism: Lotus japonicus
Lineage: Eukaryota; Viridiplantae; Streptophyta; Magnoliopsida; Fabales; Fabaceae
Exons: 24
Coding region: 152-3304 (1050 amino acids)
Biological process (GO): regulation of exocytosis
Cellular component (GO): cytoplasm; plasma membrane
Molecular function (GO): syntaxin binding; GTPase activator activity; myosin II binding
Source: RefSeq, a predicted model, not a curated record